Striga asiatica is the source of this 393-nucleotide messenger RNA. The record is from the annotation of a GenBank genome assembly. Lineage: Eukaryota; Viridiplantae; Streptophyta; Magnoliopsida; Lamiales; Orobanchaceae.
AUGUAUGGCAUCCCACUAAAACCUAGGCCAUUCCAUUGCCCCGACCUGUAUACCUCCCGAUUGCUCGUCAGGUUACGGCCGAGCAUCAUCCCCGGUAGGAAAGUGUCAGUCGGGAAAUCGAAACUCUGCCAGUGGCGGACAACAUUGUUAUCUGCAUCUCGGAUGAUGAGGUUACCUGAGUCGAGCAGAUGGGCGACGGGUGCCCUGUCAGCGGUGGUUGAUGUGCGGUUGGUUGACCAGAUGACGUCACCGGUCGCGUUGACGAGGACCAGAUUUCCCGACUCAGUGAGUCUCAGGAGCACGGUACUGUGCGGCGUAUCUGGGAAUGGAGCUGCCCGGUUGGCGACCCACAGGACGGUUGGUGGAGAUAUCGUGUACCAUAUGCCCAGGUAA